Messenger RNA from Colletes gigas, 3967 nucleotides. RefSeq lists its product as uncharacterized. The record is from RefSeq and is a predicted model, not a curated record. Lineage: Eukaryota; Metazoa; Arthropoda; Insecta; Hymenoptera; Colletidae. Bases 329 to 3604 code for a protein of 1091 amino acids. The transcript has 12 exons. Gene Ontology annotation, molecular function: RNA binding.
CGCGAACUCGGGACGCCACAAUUAAAUACGCUUAACAAACAAUAUACGCCACACUUAGAUUUUCACCUUAACACAAGUUCCUACUAACUUGUUUUAAGACAAAAACUAACAAAUUGGCUGUUUAUAGGUUAACUGUCAUGGCGGUGGAUCGACAGCAAUUCGAGAAUUCAGUACGUUAAGUCGAUAUAUCGUAUGUAUCGAAUAUAUCGAAACUGGCUAUCGAUGCGACCCAUGCAACGCUGUUCGCUCGUACUUCGUACUGCUUGUAACUCUCGUAGGUAUUACAGAGUGCAGAUUUUGUCCUUAAAUAUCAGCAAGUGGACGAACAAUGUCGGAACACGAUGAUACUUUAUUGGAUGAAGAUCUUGGAGAUGAAGAGUAUGAUCUGGGCAAUGACGAGGAAGAAGCUCUUUUAGCAGAUGAUUAUGAACUAGAGAGGCAGAAUAGCUAUAAGGGAGAAGAGGAAACAGAUGAUGUACUGGACUUAGGAGUAACCGACGCACUCGACGACUUAGAUGGUGAAGAUGAAAAUAUAGAAUUUAAUAGGAGCAAGACCAAUAGAAGUAAUGACAAUGAUUUUUAUGAAGAUGGAGAUCAGAUAGAAGCUCAGACAAAAUAUUACGAGCAAGAUGAUAUUAACGAAUACAAAGGCGAACAAGCGUGUCAGCAUGAUGAACGUUCUGCAGGCGAUAAUAUUAGUACAUCUAGUAAUAUUGGCAAAGGAGAUUUGCGAGAAAAGUUGCAGAAAAAUGCAAAAAUCUACACUGUGACUGGACAGGGAUUGGAAGAUGAUGAAUGCGAAGAGGCGAAGGAAAGGAGGAACAGAUUUCAAAACGAGAGAACCAUAGUUUCUCCAAAAAUGAAUAACAAUAUACCAGAUACUUUGGAAAAUGUUGUAACACCUGAACCGUCAAAAUUGGCAUCCAGAGGCCGAGGAAGAGGUCGAAGCUCAAGAGGAAGUCGUGGAGGAAGAUUUAAUACACAGAAUUCCGGAAAUUUUAAUCCAAGGUUCAGUAAUGCACGCAACUUGAACUUCGAUAAUCAACCACCGGCAUGCAGGCCACCGCUGCUCGAAGCCAGGCCACCGUUUCUUCUUGGAGUACCAAACAAUGUACAAAAUCAACAGAUUAUUUAUCAACAACCAAAUUCUCAAGUACAACCUUAUCAGCAUUAUUCUCCGAAUGGUUCACUCCAAGGUCCUACACACUUUAUAGAUAAUAGACCACAAUUCAAUCCUAAUCAAUUUCAAGGUCAAGUGGGCCCUCGUGUAAUUGGACCGAGGUUAGAUUAUGGACCUCGAGGGGGUUUGUCAGGAUCAUUACAAGGGCCGCCUUACAAUCAUCCGUCGAAUCAGCCUCCAUACGUACAAAUGCAACCAGGUCCUUUUCAAAAUUCAAGCGUGCUCAUACAAGAUAAUCAAACACGUCUAAUGCAGAGUAAUCAAGGCCCCUUGUUGCAAGGCAAUCUUGGAGGAUCGCUGCUUGGAAAUCUGAAUCCAUUGGUAUCUGGAUCAUCGACGCCGUUGUUACAGGGAAAUCAAUCGUUGCCGUUGCAAGGAUUUCCGCGACAACCUUCUUCCCAAGGGCCGUCCAUUAAUCAUCCUAAUGUACAAAUACCGAAUCAGUCGCUUUUUGAGAAUAGACCAUCUUUCCAAGAAACACAGUUCGAAAACCGACCCGUUUACGAUUCGAGGUCUGGCUAUUCCGAUCAAGUACCUAACAGCCAAUUUAAUACUAAUACGUUACCGGUACCGCAACAAUCCACUUCAAAUGUACCCAAUGUACCUUUACCUCCAGGGCACAAGAUUUUAAUCAAUCCUCAUUUUCGAGGCGCUGUUCAAUCCACGAACGAUGCAGCAAGACUUGUAUGGGAUUCUGCACAACAGACACCUUUGUCGUCUCAAAUUUCUACUAGUCAGUUUUCGCAACAAGUAACUUCCUAUCAGAACCAAAGUUCAUACAACCAAACCCAGCAAGGCUCAUCGCAUUACCCACAGAAUUAUCAACAAACCAAGAGCGAUGACCCUUACGCGUAUUUUUCUGACGUCUGGCAAGAAAAUAAGUCGCAAAAAAGUCAGAGUGGAACUCCGAGCAAGCACUAUCCUACGGAAAGUAAUUACUCGCGGGAGAGUACUUACGAAUGUGGUUCUAAGUAUAAGUCGGAUCAAUGGGAUCAAAAAGACAGUUAUCAAGAGGUGAAUAAAGAUCACAGAGGAGUUCAUCAGACUUAUCGCGAUAGAGAUUUGCUUUCCAAAGCCAGAAGCGAUCAUCUUCCGAAAAGUAGGCCACUCUCCACAAAUGCAUACCGUGAGAGUUACGAUCAAAAUCAUGCACAGAAAUCUCCUAAUAACAGACCUGUCAAUACUUCGAUAAGAGCUAGGUUACCACAAAAACGAGUCUCUGAUCCAAUAGAUAGACCUCUGCGCGACCUGAGUCCAAAGCGAAUGAAACCUAGCAAUAGAAAUCUUCAAGAAGUACGAACAGUAGACAUAUUAAACAGUGCGAACAGUGAAAAGAAGGACGAAGAGAAUGAUCCGGAAAUGCAAGAGUACAGGAAAAAGAUGGAGGAACAGAAACGGCUUAGGGAAAAAAUUUUGCGCGAAAAGGAGAAUAGGCGAAAAAUGGCUGCGAUGGAGAAGCAGAAUGAAGAAGCUAAAAACGAUAAUAAUUUACCCAGCGAAAGUACACAUGAUACAAAACCUGUGUCAGUAUUGAUGGGAGUUGUGAAGGAUGUUGCCACGAACAAAAGUCAUAUCGGUAUUGGCAGAGGACGUGGCCGCCCUAUUAAUACACAACCUACAGAGGCUGCAGACAAACCGUCAUGUGUGCGUAUUGUUAGAACAAUACAAACUGUACAGUCCAACGACUCUGUAGAUUCGACGAAAGAAAGUAACUCUGGACGUAUAAUUGGCCAAGCCAGUGAUAAUGCAAAGAUUUUAAACGUUCAGUCUGGCACACGAAGAAUCGUCAUUCAUAAAUCGUUGUCAAAUACACAGAAGAUUGCUACCAGUAUACAGAAAACGGUAUCGAACCUGCAAAAAGGGCAACUAGCGGCACAACAUUUGACGCAAAGCGCAGCUCAGGCAACCGAACAGAGUCAAUCAGACGCACUGAAAAAGUUAACUGUCAUUGGACAGAAGUUUGGUGGUAAUCCGCAAAGAAUUGUUAAACAGAAGAUGAUAGGAAAUCUGCAAAAGACUGUGAUCAAUGUACAAGAGGCAGUAAAUGCUAAUGCACAGAAGGUUAUUGUCAAUACGCAGAGUAACCAGAGAGUUGUACUCCAAAAAGCACCGACUCAGCAAAGAAAACUACCGGAAAUUAAGACGAAUACCGUGAAAGUGGAAAAUUUAGCGGCAAGUACAUCGGAGGCACAAAUUAGACGUAUGUGCCAAGGUAUUGGAACAAUCGAGAGCAUACAAAUGGGCGAGCGUAGCGCAACGAUUGUGUUUAAGACGCAGUCCGCUGCCAUGGUGUUUCACAAGAAAUACCAGCGUAAAAUGCUAGACCUUUCACUAAUAACUGUUCGCCUUGUACCGCAGUCAAGUGGGACUAAGACGACGGCUACAGUUGUGAAAGUUUCUAAGGAAAAUGCUAAGAGUAUCUAAUCUAGUAUAUUUCAACCAAAAAACAAUACAUAGUAUAUUCAAAUUUGUGUUUAAAAAUAACAUAUACUUGAUUUAAUUGAAGCAGCCUGCUUAUAUUUGAACGUGCAUUUCAUAUUUUACAUACUCCUCAUUUAGAAUAUAUAAUAAUGCGAAAAUUAGAAGAAAAAAAAACACACACAUAUUUUUGGCUGCAAAUGAAUUGUAUAAUAUACCUUUAUAAACAAAGGUAAAAUAUCUCAACAAUUUAAUUUGUACAUAUGUCAAAUGUAAUGUAUAUUUCAUAUAGAAAUAUACCAUAGUAGAUCUAAUAACAUGCUGUGCAUUUAAGAACUACAUAUUACUAUGUAGAGCAUAUAUAUUAAG